AUGGGUGGAUUUUUGACCAAGACUUUGCGGAGGCGUCUAUUUGAGCACAGUGGCACGUUUGGAAGCUUUAUAUUAGCCAAUUUUACGGUGUUGUAUUUUGAUGCAGAGACAUUGUUUGUUCAUGCGGGUCUUAAUGAGCAUUUUGCUUCAAUGGGAGUGGACAGGUUAAACGAAGAAACAAUAAAGGCAAUUCGCAUGAAAGACUAUCGAAGCCCCUUCCUUGGUGCUUUUGGUCCGUUGUGGACACGAAAAAUGAUAAUGGAUGCGACAAAUGGUCGCUGCGCAAAUAUUCGAAAAUUGCUUUCCUCUAUGGGAGCAAAAAGGAUAGUUGUAGGGCAUACACCACAGAGGUCAGGGCAUGUGGAACUAUUUUGUGAUGAUAGUGUCAUUGCUAUUGAUGUUGGACUGAGUAGAUGGAUGUAUGGUAAUCUUGCUGCGCUCGAAUUAAUGGUUACGUCAUAUACAUCUGAGUCAGGUGUAUGGAAAGAUGUCGUUAUGCGCGAGAUAACUACUUCAGAUACUAGAAGAUUUCAAACACUUGAGGAGAGUCUUAAUGACCCUUUGCUUUUGGAAGAAUUAAACCAUGCGGUAGAGGAAUAUUAUCAUUCAUCAAAUAGAAAUCCAACUGAGGAUAUAGUUGGUGAUUUGUAA
This is a messenger RNA of Trypanosoma rangeli, 651 nucleotides long. RefSeq names its product serine/threonine protein phosphatase. The record is from RefSeq and is a predicted model, not a curated record. The transcript has a single exon. The coding region runs from base 1 to 651 and encodes 216 amino acids. NCBI's taxonomy places the organism in Eukaryota, Euglenozoa, Kinetoplastea, Trypanosomatida, Trypanosomatidae.